CCCCAUGGCUCGCUUCUGCUCCGGCGUCAAGAUCAUCUCCGGUCUCGUUUCCGAUGGACUUUCUAACGCUCUCAUCAGGCGUGGGUAUACGGCGGAAGCAAUGGCGGCGUCGCAAAGAGCGGCGAGGGAUGACGGAAUGAUGAAGAAGGAGGAACAAGCAGAAAGGAGUAGAGAGAAGGUGGCGUGGGUUCCAGAUCCGGUCACCGGCUACUACCGGCCGGAGAACUACUCCGAUGAGAUUGACGCCGUCGAUCUUCGUGCUAUGAUGUUGCAGCCAAGAAGAAAAUUUAUUGAACAAAAUGAAUAAAUUUGGAUGUGCCAUUGAUGAAACGAGCCCUCGCUUGAGAUUAUUUACUCUCUUUUUUAAAAAUAAAAAAUAAAUUGGAUCUCUAUA
This is a messenger RNA of Cucurbita pepo subsp. pepo (vegetable marrow), 394 nucleotides long. RefSeq names its product protein SENESCENCE-ASSOCIATED GENE 21, mitochondrial. NCBI's taxonomy places the organism in Eukaryota, Viridiplantae, Streptophyta, Magnoliopsida, Cucurbitales, Cucurbitaceae. Gene Ontology annotation, biological process: response to stress. Gene Ontology annotation, cellular component: mitochondrion. The record is from RefSeq and is a predicted model, not a curated record.